This is a messenger RNA of Aspergillus aculeatus ATCC 16872, 978 nucleotides long. RefSeq lists its product as uncharacterized. The transcript is spliced from 5 exons. NCBI's taxonomy places the organism in Eukaryota, Fungi, Ascomycota, Eurotiomycetes, Eurotiales, Aspergillaceae. The record is from RefSeq and is a predicted model, not a curated record. Bases 1 to 978 code for a protein of 325 amino acids.
AUGGGAAUGUCACGGCCGUGUCAGAUCAGGCUGAGAUGCAAACGCUCCUAUGCCUCCACCAUAGUCCUUCCUCGCCCUGGUCCCACGCUAUUGCCCGGUUUCAUAGACGGCACACGUUCAUGUGUGGCGACAGACCGCGCCGCUGCGGCAGUCUCUGGGCUUUGGAGUGACCACCGUCUGCGAUAUGACUUGGAGGCGCAGUUCGUGCCGGAGCUGCGCCGUGCAGCGGUGGAGGACCCAGACGCUGCAGAUUUCCGGACCGCCAGCCAGCCAGCAACCAUCGCGGGGGAUGAGACGACACACGCCCUUCUGGCCAGAUACCCCGAUCUCCGCUCCCAAUCCGACAUUGAUGCUUAUCUUGCGGCCCGCCGUCGCGAUGCAGAUUACAUCAAGUUAUUUCAUGAAGACGGGGUCAGUCUAGCGGUCGAAACCCCCCGUGCCAUCCCUCGCUCUGCAGCAACGCAUCGUGACCGGGGCGCACGCUCACGGCUUUCUGGCGCUGGCACAACUGUCAAAGUGCUCAAGUAUUUCAUCGACAUGCUAAGGUUGGGGGUGGAUGGCAUGAGUCAUACAUUCUGCGAGACGCGCCACCUCCGCAGGAGACACUGCAACCCGACUCUCAGCUGCCUCGGGAGCGUGACCCAUGAAGGACAUGCCCUCCAGCAACGCUACGCGCAGGACCCGCGCAUUCAGCGUGUGCUUGCCCCGCCCGUCAAGACAGCCUUCUGCGCCUGUAUGGGUCUGGCGCGCCCUCCAUGCACAGUGGGUUAUGCCUACCAAACCGUGCGAGCCCUCAAAGCGGCAGGGGUCGAUAUCGUGGUGGAGAGCGACGCCCAUAUUCCAGCAGUGGGAACCGGAUACGGCCGGACGCUACACCAGGAGCUAGGCUUACUGAUGUCUGAGUGUGGCUUCACCCCGGCCGAGGCACUGGAAGCCGCCACAGCGACGUUCGCGCGACGCUUGCGCCUGGGCGACUGA